AUGCUUCCAGUCCGGGGAAGUGGUACAAUGGUUGAGGGAAUUGUUACAGCUGCUGCUGUUGGCCGCAUCACUAUGAGAGAUAGUGAGAGAUAUGCUUACAUUGACAUCACAAUUAUUGAUAAUAACAUACCUGAAGAUGAGAAAUUUUUUACUGUCACACUGUUAAAUCCCUCGGGUGGUGCGGCACUGGGGAUCGGGUCUGAAGUAACUGUUGUAAUUGAACACUCGGACGGAGCCUUUGGGGUGUUUCAGUUUAAGGAGGACUCCAGACAAAUUCAGGCACAGGAAAUGGGGGACAGCAGUUACAAUAUAGUUGUUCUACAGAUGGAGCGUACAGGAGGCAGCAUCGGUGAAACUGUUGUAUCAUGGGAGGUACAGAGUGAUAAAAGCAAUGAUAUUGUAGACCAUAGCGGCAAUGUGACCUUCAGCCAUGGACAGCUGACCGGAGAUAUAGGGUUAAAGGUCAGAGGUGAUCCUCAACCAGAACUUGAUGAAUUGUUUGUUAUACAGAUUACUGCAGUGUCCAGGAUAAAAUGCCACCAGUGUAACUGUGCUGCAGAUUUACCAAAGACAACAAGAUCCAGAAGACCUGUACCAGCGACAUACCCAAACAGCAGAUGGCAAAUUGACUUGAAGAAGAUGCCUGCCUGUAGAGGUUACAACUAUGUUUUAAACAUAGUAGAUUGCUACUCGAGAUUUGGGUUUGGCAAAGCUUUGAAGAGCAAGACAUCAAAAGAAGUUGCCAAGGCCGUAAUCAGCUUUAUAUACAUGUACGGAGCUCCUCGAAUAGUUCAGUCAGAUAAUGGUAGAGAGUUUAAAAACUCUGAUCUGGCUGAUGUUGUGAUGGAGUUUGAAGCAAUACAGAUGCAUGGAAGACCCUACCAUCCACAGUCUCAAGGAAGAGUAGAACGGUUCAAUAGAACAAUGACUGAUUACUUCAGGCAUAAGAUGGUCGAUGAGAGGAACUGGGUUUCACAGUUACCCGAAUUUUACUACAGUUACAAUAACAGAAUACACAGAUCUACCAGGCCUUCAACACCGUACCAAAAGUUUUUUAAAAGGCCAAAUUUUGCUACACCCGUAGAUGAUAAGGUUCCCUAUGCAUCUCUCACAGCAGAAGAGAAGGAAUUCUUAAAAACGGCGCAUUUAGACGUAGAAGGCGAUACAGAGGAUAUUCAUCAUGAUGACGUGGUCGAUAAUGUGUUUGUUGCAACUAAGGCUUUAUCUGAUAUGGAAGAAGUAUAUGGAGAGGUGGCGGAGGCCGGUACUAACAGCGAAGAAGAAAUUAGGUACACAGUUUUUGUCGAGAGCGAAAUUAGUAUGCAUCCGGUGACUGAACGGAACAUAACUGGAAGUCAAAGGUCAGACGGUAUUAAAUACAACUGGACACCAAUUUCAAUGCCAGCACUAACACCUGUGCAUCUAACACCUAACGCAAAUUGCACAGAAAAAACAGUAAAGCAGAUAUAUGACAGAGAGUCGCCGAUACCACGGACUGAAACAUCCCGAGGAGAACAAAGAGACAUUGUGGUAUAUGAUAGCGAGGCGCCUAUCCCACUGGCAACAGGAACACCAGAGGAAAGAAAUUUUAUCGGAGUGAAAGAAGAUGUCGAGCCAAGGGAAUUUGAAGUGGAUAAGCCACAGGGAACAGAUCUAAAUGUAAGGACACAUCAUAAACGUAUUGUUUUACGUCAUUACAAAAAACUAACAGUUAAUGAAUACAUUGAAAAAUGGAGGAAGCGCAAAUCUGUGGAAAAUGAAGAAAACGCUGGAAAUGAAUCAGAGAGGAAAAGAUCUAAUAACAGUCGCGUUGACAGGAAGGAGCUACAUAGAAGAAUGUUUCCUCUGGAACAGUUUAAUGACAACCUGCUACAUGACGACAUGUAUUGCCCGAAUGCAGGGGAAAGUGUGUAUUACCGAUUGAAUCCUGCCCUCAGUGCCGGGACAAGUUGUUUCAAUACUGGAUUUUAUCGUCCUGGAAAAUGUGUUGGUGUCAAAUACACUGACACAGGUAGGCUUUACAGAAUUUAUGAUGACAGGAAUGGAACAGAACACACACUCAACAGGUUUCAAAUCAAACAAGCCUGA
Molecule: messenger RNA, 2088 nt
Organism: Mercenaria mercenaria
Lineage: Eukaryota; Metazoa; Mollusca; Bivalvia; Venerida; Veneridae
Exons: 14
Coding region: 1-2088 (695 amino acids)
Biological process (GO): negative regulation of adenylate cyclase activity; DNA integration
Cellular component (GO): membrane
Molecular function (GO): nucleic acid binding; G protein-coupled receptor activity
Source: RefSeq, a predicted model, not a curated record